UGGCCUUCCUGCAGCCCAUAUUUGAAUCUGAAGGCAUUGUUUACCCUCAACAAGAAACUGAGACUCAUGAGGAAGGCGAGUACUUCCUGAAGGUUUUGAUUCCCAGCUAUGCAGCGGGUUCAAUCAUCGGGAAGGGAGGUCAGACCAUCGUCCAGCUGCAGAAAGAGACCGGAGCCACCAUCAAACUGUCCAAAUCCAAAGACUUCUAUCCUGGCACGACAGAGCGGGUGUGUCUGAUCCAGGGGACGGUGGAAGCUCUGAACGGCGUUCAUGACUUCAUCGCUGAGAAGGUGAGGGAGAUGCCUCAGAGCACCCAGAAGACAGAACCGGUCAGCAUCCUGCAGCCGCAGACCACCGUCAACCCGGACCGGGUCAAACAGGCCAAGCUGAUCGUCCCCAACAGUACGGCCGGGCUAAUCAUCGGGAAAGGCGGAGCUACGGUCAAAGCGGUGAUGGAGCAGUCCGGCGCGUGGGUCCAGCUCUCCCAGAAGCCCGAGGGCAUCAACCUGCAGGAGCGCGUGGUCACCAUCAGUGGCGAGCCGGAGCAGAACCGGAAGGCAGUGGAAAUCAUCGUCCAAAAGAUCCAGGAGGACCCGCAGAGCUCCUCCUGCCUCAACAUCUCCUACUCCAACGUCACGGGGCCCGUCGCCAACUCCAACCCCACCGGCUCCCCGUACGCCAACUCCACCGAGGUCAUGCCGGCAGCCGCGGCGGCGGCGGCGGCCACGGCUUCCUCUCUGCUUGGCCAGGCGGGCCUGGCUGGAGUCGGAGCCUUCCCGACCACCAUGUCCAGCUUCUCGGGCAACGACCUGCUCGCCAUCACCUCCGCCCUCAACACUCUGGCCAGCUACGGGUACAACACCAACUCUCUGGGCCUGGGGCUGAACCCCGCAGCGGCUUCAGGGGUGUUAGCCGCCGUAGCAGCCAACGCCAACCCAGCAGCAGCAGCCGCGGCUAAUUUGUUAGCGUCCUACGCCAGCGAUGCGUCCACCAGCGCGGCCCACCCUGCGGCCAGCCUCGGAGGCCUCUCUCUGGGCUCCUUAGCUGCAGCUACAGGGGCCACCAACGGCUACCUGAGCGCCGCGUCCCCGCUGGUGGCGUCGUCCCUGCUGGCUACAGAAAAGCUGGCAGAAGGAGCGAAGGAAGUGGUCGAGAUCGCCGUGCCAGAGAACCUGGUGGGAGCCAUUUUGGGGAAAGGAGGGAAGACGCUAGUGGAGUACCAGGAGCUGACCGGCGCCCGGAUCCAGAUCUCCAAGAAAGGCGAGUUCAUCCCAGGAACCCGGAACAGGAAGGUGACCAUCACAGGCUCACAGGCCGCCACGCAGGCCGCACAGUACCUGAUCAGCCAGCGGAUCACCUACGAGCAGGGGGUACGCGCCACCAACCCACAGAAGGUGGGCUAAACCUGACAGCCAAUGAGAAACGAGGAGGAAAAGAGGGAAAAAAAAAGAAAGAAAAGGGGGCUUGGGGGAGGAGAAUUUAAAGAGAAAGCGAGAGUGAAAGGGAAAUGGAGAGGAGGUCAAAAAUGUUGGAAGGAAUCUGUUUUCUUCUGCGUGUUUUCAGUAUUAAAAAAAGAGUCUUUGACACAAAGCAAAAACGUGCUGAGAAGAUGAGGAGGGAGAGGAGCGCCGAAAAUCCAAGAAAAAAAAUGUGUAAAAUGUAAAUAUGGUUUUAUUACUUAACGUCUUGACCUUUCGGGAUUUUUAUUGUUUUGUUUUAUUGUUUGUUUCGUUUCGUUCAGUAAAUUAAGUCGUCUGUUCGUGUGUCGUGUGGACAGAGCUGAAUGCCAUGUAGGCAGGCCCACCGAGCCUGCAGCCGGGGGGGGAGGGGCGCAGAGAGGGGGAGGGUUGGUGUUUCUACAGGGUACAACCCUCCACCCCCCCUCACUUCCAAGAUCCUGUAAGGAAACAACCCUUACCCCCCCUCCCCCCCUUCAGCCCACAUCUACAGCAGGGCUUUUGUUUUUCAAAUCGAUUUGCCCCGCCUCUCUCAAAACCCCUCCUCACACGAUUUUUUUUGCCCCGCCCCCUUUUAACGAAAACUUUGCAAUGAGGAAGAAACGUCCCGACUCCAUCCCCCAGAGCUCCCCUUCGCUCCUCGUGACAGGGCCGAGGGGGGUGGGGGGUGGGGGAGGGUGAACGUUUCUUCGUUUGCACACACGCAAACACACACACAAACACACACACACACACACCUGUACAACCAGCUGCAGGGGUGUGAUGGCUCCACUGUUUUACAACCACAAUUCUAAAAAAGUCGUAAAACAACAACUUCAAUUUAAUUAAACAUUUUUAUUCACAAUCAAACAUAAUAAAAGACAGACGGCAGCGCUUCAUAUACGGCUUCUAAUUUGCACGAUAGAGCUUUAAGCAGCAUCUAUGGAUGACUCGAUGAGCUGGAGGACCUUUAUUCUGAAAUUAUUCCACUGGCUUUGAAAGCUGAACCUCUUUUAAUUAAUCACAAUUAGUUGCAAAAAUCCUUUUCUCCUUUUGUUGCUUCUUGGACAACUUUAUUAUAUUUAUUCAUUUUUAUAUCAUUCUUAAAAACUAAAUAAAUCAAUUACUGUAUGGAAAGUGUGCAGAAAGAAGAAACAAAUCUAACAUUUUCCCCUUAUAAAAAAACCCAACAACUUCAAACCAGGAACUUAAACUAAUAAUAAGAAUAAUCUCCAUAUGAGAAAAUUAAACCAAAAACAAACUUUAUUCAAAUCUGUCGCUGCCUUAAAAUCUAAAUUACACAAUUUCCCCUGAAGAAAGCAACAAUUAUUUCAUUGAAGCAUUUUAUCUGAUCAUUAUGUUCCAUUGUGAAUAAAUAAUGUCUCAUGUUGUAGAUUGAACAUGGAGCUACACACAAACACGAUGUGUGUGAUGCUGUGGUGAACACUCAGGACCCCCAGCGUCUCUGCAGUCUUAAACAAACACCGACAAAGAUUUUGUCUCAUCACCAUCGUCACUAUUUAUUAACCAGACCACCCCGAUAAAGCUCACUUUUUCUUUUUGGGAAUCUGUGAAUUCAGGUUGACAUGAAUGUAAAUGAGACUAUUUUUUUCUUUUCUUUAUUUUUGUUUGUUUUAAUAUAAGUGGACUGAAGAUGAAUCGUAAUGUCACAUAGUGUAAUAUAUGUCUUAUUUAAGUCCAGUUAGGAAAGCCGCUCCAGGUGUUAAGAUCAUUACAGUAAAGUGAUUAUAUCCAGUCAAACAGCAGAACAGGGAACACACACACACACACACACACACACACAUAGAAACUAAAAAAUGCCAUAUUUGGUGCUACAAAGGCAAAUUGCUCAUAUCUAUAAUGCAGACUUUUAAUUUAGCAAAAAACGUAUGUGAAACCAGUCCCAGUCCAGACAGCAGUGCAGCUAUACUAACCAGAGAUACCUGAUUAUUACACCUCAUUCUGCAGCAUAUCCCUGCUGUCUGUGUUUGGAGUACAAAGCCCCGCUGCAUAAAACUGCAGCAGAAAUGAAUAACUGAGAGGAGCUGAGGAGCUGAGACCAGUUCUCUGCUGCUCAGCCUCAGAUGGUCCCGAGCCACAGAGCAGAUCCAGCACUUGUGAUUAAAACUACUGAGAGACGCCGACCUUGAUUAAAAAAAAAAUUUUAAAAAGGGAGGGGGGGCAAUAAAGCGUCGUUUGUCUGGGGUCCACUGCUGAAGCCUGUCUGGCAGCGCUGCAUAUCUCUAAGAACCGUCCAGGUGACACCAGGUGAAGAGCAGGUGACACGUUUUCAUCCAGGGAGCAGAGGUUUACUGCCCACCCACAAGGCUGCUGAAGAUGCUGUUUUUAUUUUUGUUGUUGUUAUUGAUCUUAUUUAUGUUUUUUGUGUUUGUUUUAAUAAUCGGAGUACACUGAAUUUUUUUAUUCUUUAUUUUAUUUUUUUUUGUCUUAAUGCACUGUGAAGCUGGAAAGCAGUUUUAUGGACCUGCGAGGUCAGGGAUGUAGAUCGUGACUGGAUAAUUUGUUUUUGUAUGGCAGGGAU
This is a messenger RNA of Austrofundulus limnaeus, 3978 nucleotides long. RefSeq names its product NOVA alternative splicing regulator 2 (gene nova2). NCBI's taxonomy places the organism in Eukaryota, Metazoa, Chordata, Actinopteri, Cyprinodontiformes, Rivulidae. Gene Ontology annotation, molecular function: RNA binding. The record is from RefSeq and is a predicted model, not a curated record.